Populus trichocarpa (black cottonwood) is the source of this 3079-nucleotide messenger RNA. RefSeq names its product cyclic nucleotide-gated ion channel 1. Bases 556 to 2682 code for a protein of 708 amino acids. Gene Ontology annotation, biological process: transmembrane transport; monoatomic ion transport. Gene Ontology annotation, molecular function: monoatomic ion channel activity. The record is from RefSeq and is a predicted model, not a curated record. The transcript has 8 exons. Gene Ontology annotation, cellular component: membrane. Lineage: Eukaryota; Viridiplantae; Streptophyta; Magnoliopsida; Malpighiales; Salicaceae.
CUCGUUUUGUUAGUUCAGCAAUAAAAAACUUAAAAGCCUAAUUUAAGUUAUUAUAUCAUUAGAUCAAUCGUCGUUCAAUGAGUGCAGUCUGGCCAUUUCGAAACAUUGCAGUUAUCGAAGGAAAGCGCGACCCAUUAGCACUAACUUGACUUCUUGGCUCUUGCCUCGGCCAGUCACCCCCUUUGACAGCAACUCUCUUUGGGAUUUCACUUCUCUUCCUUUCUCUCUCUAUACUCUAAACUAAGCUAAACCAUACCAGUAAGGGAGAGGAAACGCUCAAAGAAGGGACCUUUACACAUUUUCCAGGAAAUUUCCUUCCUUCCUUCUUCAAUCACAUGAAUGAUUUAAGAAAAAGUAAGUCUCUUUAUCUUCCUUUGAUACUAACAAACAAAGCCAACCUUUUGUUUACAACAAUCACUUGGAUUUCUUCCUCUUUAGAGGGGUUGGCAUUUUAGUAGAUUAGUGCGCAGUAUAUGAAGAAGUUUCUUGGAUUUAAUUUUUUGAUUAAAGGUUGAUUUUUUUAUUGUGGACUACCACUUAAAUUAAGCCAGAAUCAUGAAUCAACCACAAGAGAAGUUUGUGAGGUUUCAAGAUUGGAAAUCAGAGAAAACUACUGAAGGUCGGUAUUCUGCAAGUAAUGGGAUAUAUCCAGGAAAAAUUAGAACAACAAUAAGCUCAGUUUCGGAGAAGGUUCAAAGAGGAUUGGAAUCUGGUUCUGCAAGCUUUAGAAGGAUUUCAAAAUCAUUAAAAUCACAUUCAUUCAACAGUGAGUUUGCUUCCAAGCAGAAAAUUCUUGACCCACAGGGGCCUUUCCUUCAAAGGUGGAACAAGAUAUUCGUAUUAUCAUGCGUGAUUGCUGUUUCACUGGAUCCUUUGUUUUUCUAUGUCCCUGUGAUUGAUGAUAAGAAGAAAUGUCUUUCUUUGGACAACACGAUGGAGAUUACAGCAAGUGUUUUGCGCUCUUUUACGGACAUCUUUUAUAUACUACAUAUUAUAUUUGAAUUCCGCACUGGAUUCAUCGCUCCUUCUUCUCGGGUAUUUGGAAGAGGUGUUUUGGUUGAGGAUACUUGGGCAAUAGCUAAGAGAUAUCUAUCAUCAUAUUUCUUAAUUGACAUUCUGGCAGUCCUUCCACUCCCACAGGUGGUGAUUUUAAUUAUCAUUCCAAAAAUGGGCGGCUCAAGUUAUUUGAAUACAAAGAACUUGUUAAAAUUUGUUGUUAUCUUCCAGUAUGUUCCAAGGUUUGUGCGAAUCUAUCCAUUAUAUAAGGAAGUUACAACUUCUGGCAUCCUUACCGAAACUGCAUGGGCUGGAGCUGCAUUUAAUCUGUUUCUGUACAUGCUUGCGAGUCAUAUACUUGGAGCCUUUUGGUAUUUGUUCUCAAUAGAACGAGAAACAAAUUGUUGGAGAAAAGCUUGUGGGAAAAAUUGUGGAUGCAAGCCUGAACUUUUGUUUUGUGAUAGAGAUGUUGUUGGAGAUGUCACAUUUCUGGAUGGUUAUUGCCCGAUACAAACACCAAACGAAACAAUCUUCAAUUUUGGAAUAUUCCUUGAUGCCCUUCAGUCUGGUGUUGUUUUGUCGUCCAUGGAUUUUCCACAGAAGUUCUUUUACUGUUUUUGGUGGGGCCUGCAAAAUCUGAGUUCUCUUGGUCAAAAUCUUCAAACAAGUACCUAUGUUUGGGAAAUCUGCUUUGCAGUUUUCAUUUCUAUCUCCGGCUUGGUACUAUUUUCAUUUCUCAUCGGAAAUAUGCAGACAUAUUUGCAAUCCACAACUACAAGAUUGGAGGAAAUGAGAAUCAAAAGACGAGAUGCAGAGCAGUGGAUGUCCCAUCGCUUGCUUCCAGAUAAUAUAAAGGAGCGGAUUAGGCGGUAUGAGCAAUAUAGAUGGCAAGAAACUAGAGGUGUUGAUGAAGAGACCCUUGUCCAUAAUCUUCCCAAGGACCUUAGAAGAGACAUUAAGCGUCACCUCUGCUUGGCUUUGCUCAUGAGAGUGCCGAUGUUUGAAAAAAUGGAUGAACAAUUACUAGAUGCUAUGUGUGACCGUCUUAAGCCAGCAUUAUACACAGAGGAGAGCUACAUUGUUCGUGAGGGUGACCCGGUUGAUGAAAUGCUCUUUGUUAUGCGGGGCAAGCUAUUGACCAUGACCACCAAUGGUGGAAGAACUGGCUUCUUCAACUCUGAGUACCUCAAGGCUGGUGACUUUUGUGGAGAGGAACUUCUCACAUGGGCUUUAGAUCCCCACUCCUCAUCUAAUCUGCCUAUCUCAACUAGAACAGUUCGAACCAUUACGGAAGUUGAAGCCUUCGCUCUAAUGGCCGAUGACUUGAAAUUUGUUGCUUCUCAAUUCCGGCGGCUCCACAGUAAGCAGCUCCGGCACACUUUCAGGUUUUACUCACAGCAGUGGAGGACAUGGGCAGCCUGUUUUAUACAGGCUGCAUGGCGCCGUUAUAGUAAAAAGAAGCUCGAAGAGUCUCUUCGGCAAGAGGAAAACAGACUACAAGAUGCAUUAGCCAAGGCUAGUGCGAGCUCACCAAGUUUAGGUGCCACAAUAUAUGCCUCCAGAUUUGCUGCUAACGCUUUGCGUGCUCUACGGCGUGGUAGCAAUCGCAAGUCAAGGGUACCGGAUAGAGUUCCACCAAUGCUGCUGCAGAAGCCAGCAGAGCCUGAUUUUACUGCUGAAGAAUGAAUGACGGGAAGUAUGCUACUUUUCAUAAUUUGUGCUUUUGAUUGUUUGUAGAAACUAGACCAACUUUUUCCAGCAAAAUAUUAGAUAAAAAAAAAAAAAUCAAGAAAGGAGAGCUUGGCACAAUGUUAUAGCAGAUGGCUGCAGUUAGUGGGUGUUCCGAGGCCUGUAUAUGUAUAUGUAUAUCAUGUUGUAUAUGGAAGUGUUCAAUUGUUUCCUGAGUUGAUUUAUGUUCAUAGUUUAGAACAGAGAAAUCUAACAGGAUGUAAUGAAUUAGUGCAGAGUGGUGUCUGAAUAUGCAGAACUAUGUUAAGGGAAGGCAUGCUAGAUUACUUAUUCUAGCCUUUCUUAUUUUUUUAUUUUAUUAAGAAUAUCACUAAUUGAUUUGUUUCUCAAAUAA